Messenger RNA from Pygocentrus nattereri (red-bellied piranha), 2352 nucleotides. RefSeq names its product BOLA class I histocompatibility antigen, alpha chain BL3-7-like. Gene Ontology annotation, cellular component: external side of plasma membrane. The record is from RefSeq and is a predicted model, not a curated record. The transcript has 8 exons. Lineage: Eukaryota; Metazoa; Chordata; Actinopteri; Characiformes; Serrasalmidae. Gene Ontology annotation, biological process: immune response. The coding region runs from base 76 to 1125 and encodes 349 amino acids.
UCUCGGUGUUCAGAGCUGAGUAAAUAAUAAAUAUAUCAUUAUAAAAACAGAGCAGUGCCUAUUUAAAGGGUUAAAAUGGAGGAAUUGAGCUUUUGGUGGCUGUUUCUGGUGGGUAAUGUUCAACUAGCAUCAUCAGACUCACACUUAGUGCAGUACUUUUAUACAGGAGUCACACAUGGAAUACAUUCAGCAAAGUUCACUGCAGUGGGUCUGAUGGAUGGAAAGCACUUUGUGUCCUAUAGCUCUCAUAAGAAUAUCCUAAAGCCAGAGUGGAUUAAGGACAUUGUGAAUGACGAGUGCCAAAAGACAGAGGCACAGAUCAAUCAAGAUAAUCAGGCUAAGUUCACUUGUUAUGUGACUGAUGUAAUGGAUGUCUUCAUUCAGACUGAAGGGUUUCACAUCAUGCAGUGGAUGUACGGCUGUGAGCUGCAUGAUGAUGGAACCAAGAGAGGGUACAUGCAGUACGGCUAUGAUGGAGAAGACUUCAUCAGUCUGGAUCUGAACACUGGAACCUGGACUGCAGCCAAUCCGAAAGCUGUUAUAACCAAACAGAAGUGGGAGAAAAACCAGAGAAAAACAGCAGAUUAUUCAAAAGCCUUCCUGCUGAAUCAGUGUGUCAGUUUUUUAAAGAAGGUUUUGAACCACAGCAGAUCCAGUCUGGAGAGUAAAGUCCGUCCUGAGGCGUCUCUGUUCCAGAAGGACUCUUCUUCUCCAGUGGUGUGUCAUGCUACAGGUUUCUUCCCCAAAGCAGUGAUGAUCUCCUGGCAGAAGAAUGGAGAGGAUCUGCAUGAGGACGUGGAGCUCAGAGAGACGCUGCCCAACCAGGAUGGAACCUUCCAGAAGAGGAGCGUUCUGACCGUCUCACCUGAGGAGCUGAACAGACACAACUACACCUGCAUCAUUCAGCACAGCAGCCUGGAGAAGAAGAUGGUGCUACUGGUGUCUGAGCGCAGAGUCCUGUCAGGUGGAGGGUCGGUCGGUCUGAUCAUUGGUGCAGUUGUAGCUGUUCUCCUGCUUGUCGCCAUUGUCUGUGUUGGAUUCGUCAUUUGGAGGAAGAAGUCUGGCUUCAAACCUGUUUCCCAAACACCCUCUGAGGGAGACUCAUCAUCCCGCGGCUCCAAGUGAAAGUCCGUCUUCACUUUAACAGAGUGACAGAGAGGACGCUGGGGUGGAUAUGAAGCUAAAGAGCACUUAAUUUACAGAGAAAUCUGCAGAUAUUUUCUCAUUAAAUACUUCAGUGUGAUCAAUAUUAUUACUUCUUCAUCAAAUCUGUCACAUUUUGGGAAUCCUGGUCGUGAUACUGCUGUUUGAUUUUUUUCAGCUGUUUAUUUGAGUAAAAAGGGUUAAGGGGGUUUGUUAAUUUUGUAUGUGAGUUUAAAUUUCUUUAAUAUUUAGAUAGUUUUCAUGUCUCUGUUUGCUGCUGUUCUGUUAAAUUGCACUGUGCUUUGAUCUGUUCCUCUGCUUUUGGGACAGAGAGUUUUAGUCAUGGGGUCAUAGUCAGUCGCUUUUUUCUUACUCUGAUCUCUAGCAUAUAAUAUAAGAUAUAGUGUAAGAUUUGAACGUUUUCUGUCUGAACGAUCUGUGGACGUUUACUUUAUCAUGCGUGGCUCAGUUAAAAUUCAGCAGGGCUUAUAGAAACAUCCUGAAUCUCUGAAGCUGCUUUUAUUUCUUUAAGACACACUCGUACUUUUCCAGUACUUUGUGUUACACAGCUCACUUUUUAAAUAGUAUGAACCAAAUGAAGUGCUACAUUGAAAGUAACAGCCAUGCAUAAUUAGGGUAUAUAUAUAUUUUUUUGACAAAAUCUUGGCUGGUUUCAGUUGUGUAUUCAUACUUUUCACAAAAUCUAAAAGCCUGGAUCAGUCACUGUCACUGACAACAGCUUCCACACUCAGAGCUGGAGCUUCUCAUCGUUAACUAACUUAUAGCACAGUUCAUCAGACACCUUAGAUGUUGUAUAAGUUUCAAUGCUCUGUAUGUCUGAAACUGAAUUUACUGUACAGUUAAUCACAAAUAAAAACAGCCACAUUUUUAAAUAUAUUCUGCACUUAUUAAGAUGGUGAAUGAUGAAUCUCUUGAUGCAUUUUUACCUAAUUUAAAACUGGGCUUCUAUCAUUUGAAUACUUGUUUAGCAGAUUUUACAAAAAUGAAGCAUAAACAUUUAUAAAAAUAAAAAGCUAGUUGACCCUCAGUAAUCACUGUAACUUCAGAGUUGGUAAGAGAAAUUAAAAAAGUUGUCUUGCACUGAUUAAACUUGAAGAAUCUGUUGAAUAAGUAAUCAAAUGUGUAUAACCUGAAGACUCUGUUCUAUCAGUGUAAAACUCUGACUAAAAAAUAAACCAAAUUUCUCCA